AAAGCAUGGUCAACUAGUUACAACGGUCUAUGCCCCAAUGAAAAUUGAAAGAAAGACUGUCAAAUUUGUAGUGAGAAAAUAAAGGAAAAAUAUUUCUUAUGAUGAGUUAUUUUCAUUAAGUUUUAGUUGAGUGUUAGUUCUUCUUCAUAUUUUUGAAUAACUUCAAUACUCAGAAUGGCAAAUAUAGCAGCGCAAAGAAUUAAAAGGGAAUUCAAAGAAGUUGUUAAAAGCGAAGAGGUAGCAAAGUGUGCUAUAAAAGUGGAACUUUUAAGCGAUGACUACACGGAACUGAAAGGUGAGAUAGCUGGUCCUCCGGAUACUCCAUAUGAAGGAGGAAACUUUGUGUUGGAAAUUAAAGUACCUGAAACGUAUCCAUUCAAUCCCCCAAAGGUUCGAUUCAUAACAAGAAUAUGGCAUCCGAAUAUUUCAUCAGUAACGGGAGCUAUUUGCUUAGACAUAUUAAAAGAUCAAUGGGCCGCUGCAAUGACCUUAAGAACAGUUCUUCUUUCGUUGCAAGCUCUUCUAUCUGCUGCCGAACCUGAUGAUCCUCAAGAUGCUGUUGUGGCCAGACAAUACAAGGACAAUUUAGAGAUGUUUCAAUUAACAGCAAGGCAUUGGACGAAUGCUUAUGCUGGAGGUCCACAUGUAAAUAGUGAUUGCGAUAGCAAGAUUAGAAGACUUGUAGAUAUGGGAAUUGAUGAGAACGAAGCUAGAGUAGCACUUUCCUCUUUUAAUUGGGAUUUGGAAAGAGCGACGGAACAACUGUUUUAGUUAGUAAUUUCCUUCAAAUGAAAAAUGCAGUAACUUAUUUUUCUUUGUUUGAUUGAUCUUUUCAUUUCCUUUGAAAAAUCAAAUAUUUUUAUUCAAGCUGAAUCUUAUGUACAUAAUAUAUAAAAUGCAUCU
Leptinotarsa decemlineata (Colorado potato beetle) is the source of this 903-nucleotide messenger RNA. RefSeq names its product Ubiquitin conjugating enzyme 4 (gene Ubc4). The record is from RefSeq and is a predicted model, not a curated record. Gene Ontology annotation, molecular function: protein binding. Lineage: Eukaryota; Metazoa; Arthropoda; Insecta; Coleoptera; Chrysomelidae.